This is a messenger RNA of Daphnia pulex (common water flea), 4076 nucleotides long. It is a transcript of the gene Drat, whose product is annotated as quinone oxidoreductase-like. Gene Ontology annotation, molecular function: oxidoreductase activity. The transcript has 6 exons. NCBI's taxonomy places the organism in Eukaryota, Metazoa, Arthropoda, Branchiopoda, Diplostraca, Daphniidae. Bases 1173 to 2432 code for a protein of 419 amino acids. The record is from RefSeq and is a predicted model, not a curated record.
GAAAUGCGUACGUGAUAAACAUUGUUGUUUGUUUUAGACCAUGGGUUAUUAUUGUUUUGGUGGUUUGAAUCCUAAUCUUUGGCACAGAUAAACAUUGUUUGUGGGAAGAUAACGAAGGUAGCAAAAAGAAUAGAAUUAGAUCAACCUUUGCGUCACCGAUAUAUUUUGAAUUGUUUAAUUUUUAAAAUAGUAUACAAUGUUAUGAAGAGCAUACAAAUGUUGUGUUGUUGACCAAAUGUCCGAAAAUCCCGAACGCGAAGCCAUUUUAUUUUUCCUGAAGGUCUUUCGAUGUUUGUUUCAGUUGAAUGGGUUCGUUUUUUUUUCGGGACUAGUUAUAUCGUCAACAACUUUGUAUUUCUGUAUCGAUAUUUUCGAGUAUAUCGUCUGGCUGGGACUUGACCCUUUUCGUGCCUCUUUUCGUCACACUGCCAUUUUGGAUGUGAACCGUAUAUGGAGUUGUUUACGUCCAGCAGAGAACGUCUGAGCUGAAUUUUAAAUUAUUAGUACACCUGUACCUUGAUAAUGCCCUUACCAUAUUUGCUAAUUAUAAAAACAAAAACAAGUUUGUUACAUUUUCAAAAAAAGACAAGAAGAGAAAAACCCAAAGCUUUUGCCAUUAUGGCACCGAACGAACUGGUACACUUCUUUUUUUUUGCGCAAUUUUGCGCAAUAGAGUCAAUGGAGGUAGGGUAGCUUUCGCCUUUCUCUGCAUGAGAGAGAGAGAGACCGGCAUCGAUUUUCACGGGGCCGAGGACGUACAUCAAGAACUCCUUGGUGCUGCUGGUGUUCUCUUUGCUCCUAUGACGGAACUACUGUCCACGUGUUCUCAGUGUGCUCGCUUCGUGAUUGUGGGGCCCCCCACUUCCCGACCUGGCUAUUGGUCGCUGGCGUCGCAGAUAAAACGUCACGCAGUUGCGCCGACUCACGACGCCACUCCUCCCGCCCGACCACAUAAAGCCAACCUUCAGCUCGUUCACGCCAACCAUUAUUCUCUGUAAAAUCUGACGGAACGCAGUGUGUCUCUCUGUCUCUUGUCCAGCGUAUUCAAGUUUCGAAAUUAAUUGCCUUUUGUUCUCUUGCGAUUGUGUGGACGAUAUUUCAUUCUGGUAUUACAUUCUUGAUAAAAAAGAAUUUCAAUAUAGAUUUCGUUAAAAACAAAAAAUUGUGCAAAAAUGCCCGUCGAGUGUCUCAUCCCCGACGACAGGUUGUCGAAAUAUCCCCCAACAAUUCCUUCAUCAAGAAUGAACAGAGUGUGCAAGCAGGUUAGCAUCGAGAGCCCGGCCACGGUCGGUAUGAGCAAGGAAUACGUCUUCCAAUAUGACGUCAUGGUGCCUGAUGUGCCAGCCUUGGGAGCUCGAGUUAAAGUGAUGUGUGCUGGAGCUUGUUACCGGCAGAGGUCUGCCAGUGUUUCCAGCACUUCCAGUACUUGCUCGAUGGGCAGUGACAGUGGAUGCACCACCAGUGCCUCUCAUCGAGGACUUCGUGACUCUUCCUUCUAUCCAGGCUAUGAAGUGGCUGGAGUAGUAGAAUCUAUCGGUGAAGAGGUCGACCCCAGCUGUGGAGUUAAAGUUGGUGAUCAUGUCAUUGUCUACCCAUUUGAUGAAUGUCCUCCAGGCUAUGCUGAAUAUAUGAGUGUACCGGAAAUUGAAUUCCUGGUCAAGAUCCCAGACAAUAUGUCGUUGUCCGUAGCUGCCAUGCUACCAUCUGGCGCCCUGUGGGCUCUCAACACCGUCCAGAAGGCCGAGAGCGUUGUUCGACGCAUCUCUGAAGAGAAAGGACCCGAGGGUAAUGACACAACAUUCAUCAAUCACGUUGACAGAAUACUCAUUUCGUUCUUUUUGCUUUUUUGCCAAACAGGAAUGUGCCACAUUCUGGUCGUCGGUACCGGUGGCCUGGCUCUUUGGGCUUUGCGUCUUGCUCGAUUUUACUUCAGCGAGAAACAACACCGCGUCCAUAUUGCCGUGGCCUGCCUUCGUGAUGAAGGAUUUUGCUUGGCUCAGGAAUCUGGAAAGGUGGAUGUUAUCCAAUGGAAUGAGGAGCUUUACGAGCGCAUUCUCAUUGAAAGGACCAAAGAUGCCUGCCAUGGUCAGGUUGACGUCGUCAUCGAUUUUGGCACAACUUCGCGCAGCCUCAACCGAUCAAUCCAAUGUCUACACAAGGGCGGCGUAGUUUUUCUCGGCCAUGAAACAGCUGAUCGACUUUUACCCAAAUUCUCGCGCAAGGCCGUCGAAUACGGCAUCACCAUUGAACCCGUCGAAACGGGAUCUGUGCAACAGCUCAAAGAGCUGGUUGACCUUGUUCACUCCGGCAAGGUUAAACCUCCACCGCACAGCGUUUUCCCAGCUGAAGAGGCUUCUGACGUGAUCAACAAACUGUGCAAAUCUGAAAUUCCCGGCAGGGCCAUUUUGCAAUUCCAUUCCUCAGCUCAGUAAAAAAAAGAAAAAGGAAAACAAAGAUUUAAAUAAGAUAAAUUAACGAAAAAAAAAUAUGGCGUGUAGGGGGUUGUAAAAUAUCCGCACAGUUGACUGGAGGGUGAAACAGCAUCCGUGUAAUACCCAGCACAUUUUUUUUAAUUAUUAUUAUUUUUUCUUUUUCCAUUAUUAUGGCCCACAUAAUUUGAUUUUGCGUUCCAGUUGCGACUUUUCUGUCAAUUCCUUCUAAUCAACAUUCUGUUGUUUGUUUUUUGUUCGGUUGUAUUACCGAAUGAAGAGCUCUGGCUCGAUCCGUCAAAGUGCACUCCCAUUCAACCUCUUAAUUACUCCAUCAACUCAGUGACAAAUUCUUUUCAUUGUUUAGUAAAUAGGCAGGAAGACAUUAGCAAUCAUGGCAGUUGAAUUGAAUCUUUUCUCUAUAACUACCGUUUUACAGUAUAUCUCUUACCGUUCUUACCCAUAUACUAUUUAGACUAAAGCCCGUAUGUACCAGAGUCAGGGACUAUACACUUGGGAGACGUAAACUGUUGCUCUUGUGACUUGUCUGUGCGGGUCUAAUAUAGCGUUCUCACGAGAAAUCGCAAGCGGGUCAAAGCCAAGGGAAUCAAAAGACAAACCAAUUUGUCUUUUUCUAGGGAAAAGGCAAUUCCUUGGGAUUUGUCUUCGCUCUUUGCUGUGGCAACUGUUCCAUUUGAUUCAUUUUAGUGUAUUUACUUUACAAUGGUUGCAAUUCAAUUAUUUCGUUUAAUUCCAUCGUCAUUCAAGCAACGAUUCAAUUGAGAGAAACUCGGUUUACGCGGGUGAUUGCGUAUAGUGUCUAGAGGAGAUGGAACUCUUUGAUUUCUUUUUAUUUUGAUUUUAUUUUUCAAAAUUCUUUUCUGUUUUUGGGGAUCUCAAGUAGAGAGACGUUGAUCGAAAUUCGGCUCGAUAGAUAAAGCGUCGACCAGAGUGAAAAUUUUAGUUAAAAUUGAAACAAAAACAAUAACAGUCUGAAAGUCUGAGAUGGUAGGAUGUAAUCGAUUAGAGAAAAGCACACACCGGUGAAUGAUACAACUAGACAAUUUAAUUCUGAUUUUGUUAACUGAUGUUGCCCUUCUCUCCCCCCCCCCCCCUGUCCUAGAGAGAGUCGUGUCGACCACCGGCACUCCAUUGUUCUUGUUUUAUUCUUUCCGAUUCUUUGCAAUUAUUAAAACAAAAUUUUUGUCAUUAACGAUGAUGUUAUAAUCUAGCGUCUGAUUUGGAAAAAGGAUCGAUGGAGAGCAAGAAAAAAUGGGAUAAAUGAAAACCAAUGAGUCAUUUCUCUCUUAAUUCUAGUAGGGGCGUUAACAAUUUGAAGAAGAAGAAACAAGCAUUUAUUAGUUCUUUUAACCAAAUAAUAACGCUGUCUGAAAAAUCCUUAACACGUGAAUCGUCUCCCCCCCAAUUUUUCUUUGAUAGUGAAGAAGAAGAAUAAGAAUCGUUUCGAUCUGCGGAUAUAACAUUGAUUGUGAUGGAUCGUAGAUUUAUACAAGCCCCCCAUCCCGGCCUCCUCCCAAUAUUUUGCUUUCACUCGUUGAUGGAAACCUCUCUUGUUUCCCUCCCCCCUGCCCUGUUCACGUCAGUGUAUAUCAUAAUACUAUGGAAUAAAGUGACAUGUUUCUUGCA